Molecule: messenger RNA, 7794 nt
Organism: Agelaius phoeniceus (red-winged blackbird)
Lineage: Eukaryota; Metazoa; Chordata; Aves; Passeriformes; Icteridae
Source: RefSeq, a predicted model, not a curated record
AUGGCGGAGCAGGGCCUGGGCAUGGCCUCCAUGAUCCCCGCGCUGCGGGAGCUCGCCGGUGCUAGUCCAGAGGAAUACAACACAGUUGUGCAGAAACCAAGACAAAUACUUUGCCAGUUUAUUGACAGAAUUCUUACAGAGGUAGAUGUUGUUGCCUUGGAACUCAUUAAGAAAUCAGAUUCACAACCAAGUUCUGUGAUGUUGCUUGAUUUUAUUCAACAUAUCAUGAAAUCUUCCCCACUUAUGUUUGUAAAUGUGGAUGGAAAUCAGGAGGAAACCAAAUGCAGUUGCAUUGAAUUUAGUAACUGGAUCAUAACAAGGCUUCUUCGUAUUGCUGCAGCUCCAAACUGCAACGCAUUGCACAAGAACAUUUGUGAUGUUAUCUGCUCUUUACUUUUUCUGUUUAAAAUGAAGAGUGGCUCCAUUUUUGAAGCACUAACUAAAGACUUGCUACAUCUUUUUCAAGACUUAAUCAUCUUGCAUGAAAGAGAUGCACAGAGGCAUCUCUGGGGAGAUGGACUGGUCUGGCCAGUGACUGUGCAGAGAUUUUCCAGCAAUAUAAGUGACAACGUGGGAUAUUUAAGACUGGCACCAUUACAGCUGAUGGGUAUGCCAAAUAUAGAGCAUUUGGAAGUUGUAUUAAUGUCUAUUCUGACAAAUAUUGUUGCAGAUAUCUUCUUUGUAAGACAGGAUAUUAUUCUCUGGGGGAUAGGCUGCUCCUUGUUAGAGUAUGGCAGUCCAAAAGUUAAAACUUUGGCAAUGAAGUUUAUAGUGAAGUUAAUUCAUUUAGGAGGACCUCCAGAACAGCUGGCCAGUGUUUUCUUCUCAGUCUUUUUUGAAAUUCUACAAUCAACACUUGAAAUGGAUACUGAGGAAUCAGAACUCUUUGGAGAGCCACUCUUACUGUUGGUGAGGACAUUGCUGCCUUUUGAAGCAGAUUCUUACAAAAAUAUUGAACCUGUCUACUUGAAUAUGCUGCUAGAGAAGCUCUGCUCGUGGUUUGAAGGGGAUGUGUUUAGGUGCCUUCAGUCUGAAAAGCUGAAAACUGGUUUUUGCCACAUGCUGCAGUAUUUUCUGGAGUUUGUUCCAGCUGGCUAUGAAUCUGCCUUACAAAUAAGAAAGACCCGUAUCAGUACCAUAUGUAGAAUUUUUGUGAAUAUUCUUGGAACUCAGGAAGAACAAAAGUAUCUGGUGAGUCCACUUUAUACAGCAUUAAAAACACAAACAGAAGAAAUCUUUGAGGAGAUUCAGCAGAACCAGCUGGAGAGCUCAGAUACUGAUGGGUGGAGCAGCAGCAGUGACGAAGUUCCAGAGAAAAGACGGAGACUGAGCCUAUCCACAAAACAUCCAAAGAAAUCUCCUGCACCUUUAAUGUAUGGCACUUAUAAAGAGCAUGGAGUGUCUCAUCCAUGUAACUCUGAUCUGUGUAAGAAUACUCCAAGCUCCUCAGAUUCAAUGGUGAAUAUACAGUUCAAGUGGAUUUCCUCUGAUUUUACCACAAGAGUAGUGAAAGUCUGCAGAAACCUGUUAGAGGCUGCUACACAGAUUGUUAAUCUAGAACAAGUGACUGACAGAGUAGUAAAAAUCUUUGAUGCUUUGCUAUAUGCUCAAGUGAAAAUUCCACUGAGUGAUCAGAUUCUUGAUGACUUAUGUGGAUUGCUGUCUCUGCCCUGGAUUUACAGCCAUCCUGAUGAUUCUUCUUUCAAGCCAUCUAUUUGGGGGUUUGGUCCUCCAGUUUUGAGUCAAAAAACUGCACAGAGUUUCUCACCCCAAACUCAGUCACACUGUGUGUUCCUUCUGACUCUCUUCCCAAAAAACAUUCAUCUGGAUUGGAGAAAAUCAGUUUAUCACUGGGCAUUACAAAGUCACCAUGAAAUAAUUCGGGCUACUUGUGUUAAAGGAUUCUCUCUCCUGCUUCAUCCUGUGCAGUCCUGCAGCGUGAUUCCCAGAGCUCUUUUAAAUCAAAUCAAAGAUGAGUCUGAGCUGGUGAAGGAGGCUUGUGCUGCUAUAGUUGGGAAGUUAUCUUGUUGUCUUUCCGGUCCAUUCCACCUCCGACCUUCCUUAGCAGACUCUGCUGUAAAGGAUGUUACUCAUGAUAUUUUGUGUAGCAGCCUUACUGUGACUUCUGCUCUAGGAAAAACUUCUUCUGUGCAAGCCUGUGUUUUCAAGCCCUUUUUCAUUCUACUUGAGAGCAAAGCACCCAGCUCAGUAAAGCUAGCAUUUAUAGAAAAUAUACCUCAUCUUUGCAAACACCUGGAUUUUAAUACUGAUGAGUCCAGUGUGAAGUCUCUUGUGGGGUCUUUAUUAAAUCUAAUGGAAGAUCCAGACAAAGAUGUAAGAGUGGCUUUCAGUAAGUGCAUAAAGAACAUACUAGAAUCCUUAGACUCUGAAGAAGGAUUCAUAAAAGAGCUGUUUGUUUCAAGGAUGAAAGAAGCCUACACAAAUGCCAAAAUGUCAAGAAAUAAUGAGCUUAAAGACACCUUGAUUCUCACAACAGGAGAUAUUGGAAGGGCAUCCAAAGGAGAAUUGGUGCCAUUUGCCCUCCUGCAUUUGCUGCACUGUUUGUUGUCCAAGUCACCUUCGGUGGCCGGAGCAGCGUACGCAGAGAUCCGGGCCCUGGCAGCAGCCAAGGCCAUAAAGCUGCAGGCUUUUUUCAGUCAGUACAAGAAGCCAAUCUGUCAGUUUCUAGUGGAAUCCCUGCACUCCAGCCAGAUGGUGGUGUUGAGUGCUUCGUGCCAGGGCAAUGAGCUGCAGAAAGAAACAGCUGCUCACCAGAGAGAAAUGGCUCUGGACAUGUUAUCUGAGAUUGCCAGUGUAUUUGAUUUUCCAGAUCUAAAUCGCUUUCUCUCAAGGACCCUGCAAGUUUUGCUUCCUGACCUUGCAGCCAAGGCCAGUCCUGCAGCCUCCACACUUAUCAGAACCAUAGCAAAGCAAUUGAAUGUGAACAGAAGAGAGAUUUUAAUCAAUAACUUCAAAUACAUCUUCUCUCAUUUGGUCUGUUCCUGCACCAAGGAUGAGCUGGAGCGGGCACUGCACUACCUCAAGAAUGAGACUGAGAUAGAGCUGGGCAGCUUGCUGAGGCAGGACUACCAGGGCCUGCAUAACGAGUUGCUGCUGCGGAUUGGGGAGCACUACCAGCAAGUCUUCAAUGGUCUGUCCAUACUGGCUUCAUUUGCCUCCCAGGAUGAUUCCUAUCAGGGACCUAGGGAAAUAACUUCACCAGAACAAAUGGCUGAUUAUCUGCAACCUAAAUUGCUUGGUAUCUUGGCUUUUUUUAACAUGCAGUUACUGAGUUCCAGUGUUGGCAUUGAGGAUAAAAAAAUGGCUUUAAACAGCCUGAGGUCUUUAAUGACACUCAUGGGUCCCAAACACAUCAGUUCUGUCAGAGUGAAGAUGAUGACCACGCUGAGAACAGCUCUGAGAUACAAGGAUGACUUCCCAGAACUGUGCUGCAGAGCCUGGGAUUGCUUUGUUCGAAGUCUGGACCAUUCCUACCUUGGCUCCUUGCUCAGCCAGGUGAUAGUGGUGCUAUUGCCCCUCAUACAUAUCCAGCCCAAGGAAACCACAGCAAUAUUCCACUUCCUCAUAGUGGAGAACAGGGAUGCAGUACGAGACUUUCUACAUGAAAUAUAUUUUCUACCUGACCUUCCUGAACUAAAAGAAGUUCAGGUUGUCCUUCAGGAAUACAGAAAGGAAUCCUCCAAAAGCACAGACUUGCAGACAGCCCUGCAGCUGUCUAUGAGAGCCAUUCAGCACGAGAACGUGGAUGUUCGGAUUCAUGCACUUACCAGCCUGAAAGAAACAUUGUAUAGAAACCAGGAAAAGCUGAUCAAGUACGUGACAGACAGUGAAACCGUGGAGCCAGUCAUCUCCCAGCUGGUGACAGUGCUUCUCAUCGGCUGCCAGGAUGCAAAUUCCCAGGCACGACUGCUCUGUGGGGAAUGUCUGGGUGAACUGGGAGCCAUAGAUCCUGGCAGGCUUGACUUUUCAACAAGUGAAACUCAAGGAAAACACUUCACUUUUGUGGCUGGAGUGGAAGAUCCAAAUUUUGCCUAUGGAUUGUUAAUGGAACUGACCAGAGCUUUCCUUGCUUAUGCUGACAAUGUUCGUGCUCAGGAUUCUGCAGCAUAUGCAAUUCAGGAGUUACUGUCCAUCUAUGACUGUAGAGAGACAAACACCGACUGCCCUGGCUCCAGGCUUUGGAGGAGGUUUCCUGAGCAUGUGCAGGAGAUCUUGGAACCUCACUUAAACACAAGGUACAAGAGUUAUCAGAAGGCUGUAAACUGGUCUAAGGUGAAGAAGCCAAUUUACUUAAGCAAAUUAGGUGAUAAUUUUGCAGAAUGGUCAGCAACUUGGGCAGGUUAUCUUAUAACAAAGGUGCGACAUGAUCUUGCCAGAAAAGUCUUUGAUUGCUGCAGUAUUAUGAUGAAAAAUGACUAUAAAGUGACAAUUUAUCUGCUUCCACACAUCCUUGUCUAUGUCUUGUUGGGAUGCAGUCAAGAGGAUCAACAAGAGGUCUACAUGGAGAUCAUGGCUGUUCUGACACACGAUGACCAGUCCAGCAGGAGGCUGGAGGACAGCGCAUCUGACCUGAGCCAGCUGAGCACACAGACAGUGUUCUCCAUGCUGGAUCAUCUCACCCAGUGGGCCAGACAUAAGUUUCAAACACUCAUUGCUGAGAAAAAUGCUGGCAAGUCUAGCAAAGACAGAAGUGAUCUAAAAACAUCAAGUGAGGACUAUGGAGAAUAUCAAAAUGUGACACGUUUUCUAGACCUCAUUCCCCAGGACACACUGGCUGUGGCCUCCUUUCGUUCCAAGGCUUACACCAGGGCUGUGAUGCACUUUGAAUCAUUUAUAACAGAAAAGAAACAAAAUAUUCAGGAACAUCUUGGAUUUCUUCAGAAAUUGUACGCUGCCAUGCACGAGCCAGAUGGAGUGGCUGGGGUGAGCGCCAUUCGGAAGGCAGAGCCAUCUCUCAAAGAACAAAUCCUUGAGCAUGAAAGUAUUGGCUUGUUAAGAGAUGCAACAGCCUGCUAUGAUAGGGCUAUCCAACUGGAACCUGAUCAGAUCAUUCACUAUCAUGGUGCAGUGAAGUCCAUGUUAGGCCUUGGUCAGUUAUCUGCUGUAAUAACUCAGGUCAAUGGAGUGCUUGCAAAUAGGUCUGAAUGGAUAUCUGAGUUGAACACUUACAGAGUGGAAGCAGCCUGGAAACUAUCACAGUGGGAUUUACUGGAAAAUUAUUUGGCUUCAGAUGUGAAGUCCACUACUUGGAGUGUCAGACUGGGACAUUUGUUGUUAUCAGCCAAGAAGAAAAAUGAAGCAGCUUUUUACGAGACGCUCAAGGUUGUUCGAGCAGAGCAGAUUGUGCCCCUCUCAGCAGCAAGCUUUGAAAGAGGCUCCUAUCAGCGAGGAUAUGAACACAUUAUCAGGUUGCAUAUGCUGUGUGAGUUGGAACACAGCAUUGGGCCAAUGUUUCAGCAAGCAGAUGGUGACCACAGUAGAGAUUCCCUGAACUGGUGUGCUCGGAUCGAAAUGACCCAAAACUCCUACAGAGCAAAAGAACCCAUUUUAGCACUGAGAAGGGCUUUGCUUAGUCUCAGUAAAAGCCAGGAUUACAGUGAGCUUGUUGGACAGUGUUGGCUCCAGAGUGCCAGAGUUGCAAGGAAAGCUGGGCAUCACCAGACUGCCUAUAAUGCUCUGCUCAAUGCUGGGGAAUCAACACUCUCAGAACUUUAUGUAGAAAGAGCAAAGUGGCUCUGGUCCAAGGGUGAAGUUCAUGAAGCACUAAUUGUUCUCCAGAAGGGAGUUGAGUUAUGCUUCCCUGAAAAUAAAGCACCCUGCAGUAGCAAAAAUCAGCUCAUCCAUGGUCGGGCAAUGCUGCUGGUGGGCAGAUUUAUGGAAGAAACUGCUAACUUUGAAAGCAAUGCAGUCAUGAAAAAGUAUAAGGAUGUUACAGUUUUCUUACCAGAAUGGGAAGAUGGACAUUUUUAUCUUGCAAAAUACUAUGAUAAAUUAAUGCCGAUGGUAACUGACAACAAGAUGGAAAAACAAGGAGAUCUGAUUAGAUACAUAGUUCAUCACUUUGGGAGGUCUCUACAGUAUGGAAACCAAUUCAUUUAUCAGUCAAUGCCAAGAAUGCUGUCUUUAUGGCUGGACUUUGGAGCAAAAGCAUAUGAAUGUGAUAAAGCAGGUCGUUCAGAACGUGUUCAAAUGAAAAAUGAUCUGGCUAAAAUAAACAAGGUGAUUACAGAGCACACAAAUCACCUGGCACCUUACCAGUUCCUGACAGCCUUUUCUCAGCUCAUCUCCCGAAUCUGCCAUUCUCACGAUGAAGUCUUUGCAGUUCUGAUGGUGAUUGUUGCUAAGGUGUUUUUAGCCUAUCCACAGCAAGCAAUGUGGAUGAUGACUGCUGUGUCCAAGUCCUCUUACCCUAUGCGAGUCAAUAGAUGUAAGGAAAUUCUAAACAGAGCUAUUCACAUGAAGGAAUCUUUAGCAAAAUUUGUUGGAGAUGCCACACGCCUUACGGACAAGCUGCUGGAACUCUGCAACAAACCGGUUGAUGGAAACAACUCAACAUUAAGCAUGAGUAUUCAUUUCAAAACACUGAAAAGAUUAGUAGAAGAGCACACCUUCAGUGAAAUUCUCAUUCCCUUACAAUCUGUAAUGAUACCAACUCUUCCCUCAAUCCCUGGUACCCAUGCUAACCAUGACCCUUUCCCUGGCUGCUGGGCCUACAUUGCAGGCUUUGAUGAUGCGGUGGAAAUUCUUGCCUCACUUCAAAAGCCAAAAAAGAUCACCUUGAAAGGUUCAGAUGGGAAAUCUUACAUUAUGAUGUGCAAGCCAAAAGAUGAUCUGAGAAAAGACUGUCGGCUCAUGGAAUUCAACUCCCUUAUUAAUAAGUGCUUAAGAAAAGAUGCAGAGUCCCGUAGGCGAGAGCUCCACAUCCGCACCUACGCAGUGAUUCCAUUAAAUGAUGAAUGUGGCAUAAUUGAGUGGGUGAAUAACACUUCUGGUCUAAGAAAUAUCCUGAUAAAACUUUAUAAGGAAAAAGGUAUCUAUAUGACUGGGAAAGAACUGCGGCAGCACAUGCUUCCAAAGUCAGCACCUUUGGCUGAAAAGCUGAAAAUGUUCAAAGAGGUCCUUCUGCCUCGUCACCCUCCUCUCUUUCACGAAUGGUUUCUUAGAACAUUUCCUGACCCUACUUCAUGGUACAACAGCAGGUCAGCCUACUGCCGCUCCGUUGCCGUCAUGUCCAUGGUGGGCUACAUCCUGGGGCUGGGCGACCGUCACGGCGAGAACAUCUUGUUUGACUCCUUCACUGGGGAGUGUGUGCACGUGGAUUUCAACUGCCUUUUCAAUAAGGGAGAAACUUUUGAAGUUCCAGAAAUCGUUCCUUUCCGCCUCACGCACAACAUGGUUAACGGCAUGGGCCCCAUGGGAACCGAGGGUCUCUUCCGAAGGGCCUGUGAAGUCACCCUGAGGCUGAUGCGAGACCAGAGGGAGCCUCUGAUGAGUGUCUUAAAGACUUUUCUCCAUGAUCCUCUUGUGGAAUGGAGUAAGCCUGUUAAAGGGAAUACAAAGGCCCAGGUGAAUGAAACUGGAGAAGUUGUCAAUGAAAAGGCCAAAACCCAUGUCCUUGAUAUAGAGCAACGGCUGCAAGGUGUCAUUAAGACUAGAAACAGAAUCAAAGGAUUACCUUUAUCUAUUGAAGGGCAUGUUCACUACCUCAUUCAAGAAGCAAGUGAUGACAACCUGCUCUGCCAGAUGUACAUGGGCUGGGCUCCAUAUAUGUGA